UCAACAGCUGGUGAUAACGAUAUGGCUCAGGUCUGGCGAAAAGUGAUCUUCGUCCUAACCAUGAUGACCCGAGACUCACUGACCCAAAGGAUCAUUGGGGGCCAAGAAGUUGUGCCUCAUUCCAUUAAGUUCCAAGCAUCUCUUCAGUAUGAGAGAAAUCAUUAUUGUGGAGGAAUCCUAAUCCACCAACAAUGGGUGGUCUCUGCUGCCCACUGCUGGAGACCGAGCAACAUCAUUCAGGUGGUCCUGAGCGCACAUAAUCUGGAUGCUGAAGACAAAACUGAGCAAGUUUUCAACGUGUCCAAGAUCAUAUCCCAACCUAUGUACAACCCGAGAACGUAUGAUAGUGACAUCAUGCUCCUGAAGCUGAGCCAACCGGCUGUUCUAAACGCGAAUGUCCAGCCAGCUCUUCUACCAGAUACCAGCAUACCACCACUAAUUUUUGGAAAAACCUGCACAGUGAGCGGCUGGGGCGUCACACGCAUCUACAGUUUCUACCUGUCCCCUGUGCUCCGUUCUGUGGAUGUGGAUUACAUCCCUAACUGCCAGAACUACUACUCCUACAGAGUCAAUGAGAACAUGAUAUGUGCCGGAUCUCGCUACGGAGGCAAAGACUCUUGCCAAGGUGACUCAGGAGGUCCCCUCGUGUGCAAUGGCUAUCUGGAGGGCAUCGUGUCCUGGGGAAUAGGCUGCGCCAAUCCCUACUACCCAGGCGUCUACACCAAAGUGAGGAACUUCAACCAGUGGAUCUUCUCGACCAUCACAAGUGACAAUCAGUCCUAAAGAAUA
Messenger RNA from Clarias gariepinus (North African catfish), 789 nucleotides. Its product is annotated as trypsin. The record is from RefSeq and is a predicted model, not a curated record. Gene Ontology annotation, biological process: proteolysis. The coding region runs from base 22 to 783 and encodes 253 amino acids. Gene Ontology annotation, molecular function: serine-type endopeptidase activity. The transcript has 5 exons. Lineage: Eukaryota; Metazoa; Chordata; Actinopteri; Siluriformes; Clariidae.